This is a messenger RNA of Phytophthora nicotianae INRA-310, 528 nucleotides long. RefSeq lists its product as hypothetical. The transcript has 4 exons. Lineage: Eukaryota; Oomycota; Peronosporomycetes; Peronosporales; Peronosporaceae. The coding region runs from base 1 to 528 and encodes 175 amino acids. The record is from RefSeq and is a predicted model, not a curated record.
AUGUCUGGGGUGCUACAGCGCGUUCCAAGCCGUCACAGAAAGCGAUCCGUUUUCUUGCAGCCGCGCGAGGACAAGGAUCAUGCCCCUGUCGAAGUUGACUGGCCCAAAGACGUGGUCAAGAUAUACAAGUGCCUAAAUCCGUCCAAGAUUAGCGGAUACACAAUCUUCUACAAUAUGCGAUCUACCAAGAACAAGUUCGUGGUCGAAGCUGUCAAGGCUGGUAGCAUCACGCUGUUCAUCUCCCAGCGUUCAAGCCAAACGUUGCGUUCGUUGAAAGUGUUGGUGCUCAUGGUUAAAAACGUGAAGUCCGACCCAAUAUUCGCCCACUAUCUGAAGCCUGACGUCCAGGUGGAGGACGUCCAAGAGGUGACCAGCAUUCGUGAGGCUCAAGUGCCAAGCUGUGUGCUGCGUCUGCUAAGGAAGAAAUCGCCUGGAGCCGAAGAGGAGCUUCCGGACAAGCCUGCCGUGACGAAGAGUAAUACCGCCGGAGGCCUGGAGACUCAAAGCCGACAUCCAGACGUACCGUAA